Messenger RNA from Hansenula anomala, 1559 nucleotides. It is a transcript of the gene MEU1, whose product is annotated as S-methyl-5-thioadenosine phosphorylase. The record is from RefSeq and is a predicted model, not a curated record. The coding region runs from base 296 to 1276 and encodes 326 amino acids. Lineage: Eukaryota; Fungi; Ascomycota; Saccharomycetes; Phaffomycetales; Wickerhamomycetaceae. Gene Ontology annotation, molecular function: S-methyl-5-thioadenosine phosphorylase activity. Gene Ontology annotation, biological process: nucleoside metabolic process. The transcript has a single exon. Gene Ontology annotation, cellular component: cytosol.
GUGCUAUUGAAAUGGUUCAAACUCGAGGAAACACCCUAAAACCACCACAAAUAAACUAAAUAUAACUUCUCCAACCACCUUCACCUGAUUAUCACCAUCUUGUCUCGAUUAAUCUUCAAACCGAAGCCUCCAUUAAUCAUCAUCAAUUCCGCGAAUGUAUUUUCUUUUCAAAAGCCACAUGAAAAAAAACCAUCAACAUCAACCACGUUCAUCAUCAUCAUCACCAUCAAUUGAACUACAUUCCAAAAUUGUCAAGUUUAAUAGAUUCAUAUUCCCAUCAACAAGGAUCCUCAAAAUGUCCCAACACAGAGAAUCAAUCGACUUUGCCAAAUUACCAACCCAUUUCAACGAACCUGUCGAAUUGGGAAUCAUUGGAGGCACAGGUUUAUAUCACCUUUCCUCAUUAACACCUGUGGCCAGAUUAACAUUACACACACCAUGGGGUGCACCAUCAUCAUCAAUCACAAUUUCAAAGACCUCUACUGGGUUCAACGUUGCCUUUUUGGCAAGACAUGGUGUUCAUCAUGAUUUAUUACCAAGUGAUGUUCCAUCAACUGCAAAUAUCUCUGCUUUGAAAUCAAUUGGUGUUAAAGUUAUAAUUGCAUUCAGUGCAGUUGGGUCAUUAAAACAAGAAAUCAAACCAAGAGAUUUCGUUAUACCUAAUCAAAUCAUUGAUAGAACUAAAGGGAUUAGAAAUUCAACUUUUUUCGAAAAGGGGUUUGUAGCUCAUGCUGGAUUUGGUGAACCUUUUGAUCCAAAAUUAAGUUCAAUAAUUAGUGAAUUUGAACAUGUUUUAGAAAAUGAAGAUGGUCAUCCUCAAGUUAAAUUACAUUCAAAACAAUUGGAUUCAAAAGAUUUAACAGUUAUCUGUAUGGAAGGUCCAGCUUUUUCCACAAGAGCUGAAUCAAAAUUAUAUCAAUCUUGGGGAGGUUCUGUUAUAAACAUGAGUGUUAUCCCUGAGGCGAAAUUGGCUCGUGAGGCUGAGAUCUCUUAUCAAAUGAUUUGUAUGAGUACUGAUUAUGAUGCAUGGAGAGAAGAUGAUGAACCAGUCACUGUACAAACUGUUGUUGGGAAUUUAAAAGCAAAUAGUGCAAAUGCAAAUAAAUUGGCUAUUGAAAUUAUUGAAAAAUUGGAAAUUGAAAUUAAAAAUGGUAAUAUUGGUAAUGAUUUGAAAAAUUCAAUGAAAUUUAGUGUUAGUACUAAUCCAAAAGGUGUUAAACGAGAAUUAUUAGAAAAAAUGCAUUAUUUAUUCCCAGGUUAUUGGCCAUUAGAAUAGAGUUCUAAAUAGAUUUAUAAAGGUCUUCUUCUUGUUCGACUUGGUGAAUCCAUCCUAUAAUAAUAUUUUGGGGAUGGAAUAUAAGUUGGUGUAGAUUGAUUUGGAGUUUUCGGUAAUUCUUGAUUCUUUAAUUGUAAUACUCUUGAUUGUUGUUGUUGACCUUGAUUUGAAAUUUUUUUAGGUGAAAAUGAUUUUGAUGGUGAUGCCAUUGGUGAUGCAAUUGGGGUAUGACUUGUCUUUUUUGGACUUAAUUUGAAAGAUUCCUUUUCAGGUUUUUCAGAGC